AUGCCACGAUCUAAGAAGUCUGGCCGAGCUGCAAAAGCGGCGCGGUUCCGGGCAGCCGCUUCAACCGGAACGCGCCCACGGAACGAGGCCAUCGCGGCAUCUGUGCUGCACAAAAUCACGGACACCCACGACUUCUCGAUGAGAGACGAGGCUCGAAACACUGCCCAUAGCCACAACACAUGGGGCCAGGAUGCGAAGCUGAGGGCCAGGCCGGUUGCCUUCAUCAGCGCCGGAUUGAUUGAGCCUCUUAAGGACUUAUCUCUUGACAGCAGUGGCGGGGAAGCUGAUCCAGACAGGCUCAAAAGCCACGACAAGCAGCCCAACUUGAACUUAGAACCGCCCCGUCAGAAACAGACUACAAACUCAGAUCUGACUGCAGACGUAGCCGGUCAGGUGCUUGCAGAAAAUGCAAUAGUUGGCCCAACUCCUGCUAUCGAUCCGCCUCAAGAGAUGUUUUUCAUCGACAAAACAGGAGACAAAAAUUUGUCAGCUGGCACAAAUCUGAAGUUCACCUCACCGCGACCGGCAUCACCAGGAGAGAGCACCGAUUCCAGCGAGGAGAUCAUCCUUUUCAAGGGAAGAAACAUGACCCGCCCCACGGAUCGCUCAGAUAUCAUACACGAUGAGAUCAGCAUACAAAUAGAAUCAGUCACAAACCAGAUUGAACACACCUCGCUGACUAAAGACCGGAUAGAUGCUCAUCACGUUCAGGGUCUGGAGGCCUUACAUUCCGAUUUACAAACGCAGCAAGAUGAAGAGGACGCCAUUAUCGCCGACUACAUUGCGAAUAUGGCUGAAGCUGAUGCUGCUGCUGAUGAUGACGAUGAAGUCGACGAGAUUGCCCCACAAGAGCCUAUCUUCAAUAUGAGGGACCUCGGUGCACCGGACGGAGAGGCAGCUUUUGGCGAUGCCUCUAACGACGACGAUGCAAUUGACAAAUUACUCCCGAGUGACGGCUGUAGCUCAUUAUCCUCGUCGGAUGAUGACGUUGGCGAUGAGGAAGAUGACGACGACGCAGAGGGUGACUUGGAAGGCAAGUCACCAGUAGAUCAAGUCGACGACGAGGAGUUGGCGAGAAUCAUCGCCAAGCAGGAGGAACUAGGUCUUGGGGGCGACGAGGUUCUGCUCUUCUCCGCAGAGCACACAGCUGGUUCCGGGCCCUCUUACGGCCGCCCCCGCCGGAGAAAGGGGUCGUCACUUGCCCACAUGGCCCAAGCUAAGAGCACUGGCAGAUCGGUUCCCAGCGCGAGUGCGCUCGCCGACGCAUUUGAUGAGUUUGACCUGAUGGACUGGGGCCGGUCUAAUCCGCAGCUCAAGGCGAAAGGGAAGCGCGGCCAAAUAACGUUCGACGUCUCUGAUUCUGAGCUCGACUCAGCGCUGCAAGAGGCAUGGCAAAAAGAUCGUGCAACAAAAAAGGAAAAGAAGAGAGCUCGCGAGCAACUCCGUGCACAGGGCUUCUUGGGAAGCAAGGCCAAUCCUGAGGAUCCCCGAACCAAGUAUCAAGACGGCAUGUCCAUGGAAGAUAUCAAGGGCGAGCUGAGGGCCUUCCUACUCAGCUCCGAUACAACCCUCGCACUUCCUCCCAUGGAUGCCUCUGCACGGAAGCUUAUCCAUGAGAUUGCGAAUAAAUUCAAGAUCAAGUCCAAGUCUGCCGGCAGCGGUGAUCAACGCCGUCCAGCUCUUUACCGCACCAAGAACACGAUGAGGUAUACCGAGUACUCAUUCGAACAGGCAUUUGCGCGCGUUGGGCGUCGGUAUUUCCCUCGCCUAGAUGGCACUGGGAAGACGCCCAAGAGAACUGGAGGCUCCGGCCGCGUUAAUCACGCGGCGGUGACUUACCGCGAUGGAGAGGUAGUGGGAGCGUCGGCUCCAGAGCUUGGAGAGAGCAACAAGGGCCGUAACAUGCUGGAGAAGAUGGGUUGGUCUAGUGGGAUGGGCCUGGGGGCCACUGACAACAAGGGUAUCUUACAACCAGUUGUGCACGUAGUCAAACGCAGCAAGGCAGGCCUAGGCUAA
Molecule: messenger RNA, 2016 nt
Organism: Phaeoacremonium minimum UCRPA7
Lineage: Eukaryota; Fungi; Ascomycota; Sordariomycetes; Togniniales; Togniniaceae
Product: putative g-patch domain-containing protein
Exons: 3
Coding region: 1-2016 (671 amino acids)
Molecular function (GO): nucleic acid binding
Source: RefSeq, a predicted model, not a curated record